This is a messenger RNA of Kwoniella shivajii, 408 nucleotides long. RefSeq lists its product as uncharacterized. Bases 1 to 408 code for a protein of 135 amino acids. NCBI's taxonomy places the organism in Eukaryota, Fungi, Basidiomycota, Tremellomycetes, Tremellales, Cryptococcaceae. The transcript is spliced from 4 exons. The record is from RefSeq and is a predicted model, not a curated record.
AUGGAGGAUAAAGUCAAGCGCAAGAAGAGGAAAAUCAAGCACGAGAGUAUCGAGUCUGGAAAGCAGAUUACUGUAUGGAUUAGGGAAAUCAUCAGAUUCGACCGUGACGGACAAGCUACUCUUUCACCUUCCCAUGGUCCAUACGUAUUAGAAAUAAAUGAACCUUUUGAAACCCUAUUUCAAGCUUGGGAGAGAGAAAAUGAUGAAAUUGUACCUUUCAAAUCAUGGUUCUAUGCCAAAUAUCCAUCGAAUCAUCCUACUCCAUUUUCGAGACCGAAGAAAGGACAGAAUGAACCUCAGCAACUUGGACGAGAUCAAACCCCUUUUUCGAUCAACUUGCAAGAUGGAGCGAUAAUCUUCGCUAGAUCUCUGAUUAUCCUCCCGCGACCAAACAUCGAGAAACAAUGA